AAUACUUUUAAUCUCAGUUUUCCAGAAGACUUUGUUGAUGUGUGGGUGGGUGGCAGCGGUGCCCAGAGGAUGCCCCGUGCAGAAAAUUCUGGCGGUGCUGGACCAGUGAUGAUAGAGCCCACCCUGAGACCAAAUCCAGUCCACACGAUUGGCCCUAUCCUGGACUGUAUGGAGAUGUGCGGCAGAGACGAAGGGCUGAGUCUGGCUGAGUGUGAUCAGAUCAGGCACGAGCUCACAUUCGUCAGCAGGUUCAAAGAGUUGGUUGCUACAGUCAACAAUGCCGGAGACAAGCGUCGUCGCCUACUGGGUGCAUCUGUGGAGGUUUGCCUGCCAGAGAGAGCAGCAAUGUUCCCCAGACAAGAGAGAGGUAAUGACUACUUCAAACCCAUUUUCUGUUGUUGUUGUUAA
This is a messenger RNA of Branchiostoma floridae (Florida lancelet), 408 nucleotides long. RefSeq lists its product as uncharacterized. The record is from RefSeq and is a predicted model, not a curated record. Lineage: Eukaryota; Metazoa; Chordata; Leptocardii; Amphioxiformes; Branchiostomatidae. The coding region runs from base 70 to 408 and encodes 112 amino acids. The transcript is spliced from 2 exons.